Molecule: messenger RNA, 3731 nt
Organism: Phacochoerus africanus (Common warthog)
Lineage: Eukaryota; Metazoa; Chordata; Mammalia; Artiodactyla; Suidae
Product: zinc finger protein 501-like
Exons: 4
Coding region: 119-1681 (520 amino acids)
Biological process (GO): regulation of transcription by RNA polymerase II
Molecular function (GO): RNA polymerase II cis-regulatory region sequence-specific DNA binding; DNA-binding transcription factor activity
Source: RefSeq, a predicted model, not a curated record
CUGGGCGGGCCUUCCGACGUCCACCAUGGGCGACAUUUUGUAAAUUGGGAUCUGUUCCCCGAGCUUUGGGACCGCUGACCCGCCUAAGAGAAGCGAAUCGGGAAGGCGCUUUGCCGUGAUGCCCAGGCCUCACCUUCGCGCGCAGACUCCGCUGGCGGCGGACGCGCUGAUGGGCCCGCCUUUGGUUCCACGUUCAGCUGAACCAUUUAUGGACCCCACUCCAGGCUCUGUGACCUUUGAGGACGUGGCUGUGUACUUUUCCCAGGAGGAAUGGAAGCUUCUUCAUGAGGCCCAGAGACUCCUGUACCGAGAUGUGAUGCUGGAGACCUUUGCACUUGUUGCAUCAUUGGGUUGCUGGCCUGGAGUUGAUGACAAGGAGACACUUUCUGAGCAGACUAUUUCUGUAGAAGGGCCCCACAUAAAUCCUUCAAAGGCAGUCCUGUCCACCCAGAAGGCAUAUGCUUGGAAAAAGUGUUGCCUGGACAUAGGAGGUGUUUUGCAUGUAGCUGAAGAGCUGAGAACACACCCUGGCCAGAACCUGUGUGAGUCAGGAGUGCAAUUUCACCAGCACAAUGGAAAGAACAUGUUUAGAACAGAUAUGGAUAAGGCUUUUAUGAAGAGCCACAUAGUCCAUGCAUCCAUGGUGUCUGCCACAUGCCAGGAGGCUGGGAAGGAUUUCCCUGGUAACUGUGGCCUUGUCCAGCUUCAGCUCACACCACAAAAGGACACUGUGUGUGUGGAGGCCUUUCCUAGUGUGCAAAGGCAAUAUGAGUGCAGUGAAUGUGGGAAAGCUUUCUGUCGUAAAUACAGGCUUGCUCAGCACCAGAGAGUUCACACUGGAGAGAGACCUUAUGAGUGCAGCGAAUGUGGGAAAAGCUUCAGCUAUAAGCACAUACUUGUUCAGCACCGGAGAGUCCACACUGGAGAAAGGCCUUAUGAGUGCAGUGCAUGCGGGAAAGCUUUUAGCAACAAACCCACACUUGUUCGGCACCAGCGAAUUCACACUGGAGAAAGGCCUUAUGAGUGCAGUGACUGUGGGAAGUUCUUCAGCCAAAGCUCCAGUCUUAGUGAACAUCAGAGAAUUCACACUGGGUCACGGCCUUAUAAAUGUGAUGAAUGUGGAAAAUUCUUUACCUCCAACUCCAACCUAAUUAAGCACAGGCGAGUUCACACAGGCACAAGGCCUUAUGAGUGCAAUGAAUGUGGGAAAUUCUUUAAUCAAAGUCCCAGCCUCAUUAAACAUCAGAGAAUCCACACCGGUGAAAAGCCAUAUGAAUGCCAUGAAUGUGGGAAACUUUUUAGCCAAAGCUCUACUCUCAUCAAGCACCAGAGGGUUCACACUGGAGCAAGGCCUUACAAGUGCACUGAAUGUGGGAAACUUUUUAGCCAAAGCUUUGGCCUCACUCAACACCAGAGAAUUCACACUGGAGAAAGACUGUAUGAGUGCAUCGAAUGUGGAGAAGUGUUCAGCCAAAGCACCCGACUGACUCAGCACCGAAAAGUGCACACCAGAGAAAGACCUCUUGAGUGUAGCAAAUGUGGAAAAGUCUUCUGUCAAAGAGCUGCUCUGAUUGAGCACCAGAAACUUCACAGCCAAGACAGACCUUACAAAUGCAGCGAAUGUAGGAAAGCUUUCAGCCGGAGGUCCAACCUCCUUCGUCACCAGAAAGUUCAUGCUUAAGAAAGGCCUUCAAAUGGGAUGAGGAGAGCACUGGGUGAGCUAUGUCCUUAGUUAGUGCAUCAUAUUAAAGAGACUGUGGGGGAGUCAUCAAUUGAGCAUUGUACAUCUGAACAUUGCUAGUGUGGAGAUGGCCUCUGAGUUCCAGAUUGACAGAAGCCUUCUAAGGAGCCAUACUGUACUUUCUAACCUGCCCUGGGCCUUUGCCAGACUUAAGUCACUGUGAGGUUCUGUGGCAGAAGUCAUCUUGCCUCUACUGAGUGGCAGAUCCCCAUACUAAGCAUCACCCCUCAGUCUGACAGGCUAGAUAGACCUUUGUGCUCGCCCAUCCUGGGCAGGGAAGCAUGCACAGCCUGAGCAUGUGAAUGUUGUCCUUCUCUUGUGCCUAACUGACUAGGACAUGGACAUAACCAGCUUUGACCAAGGGGAUGCAAUCUGGGUUCUGAAUGGCUUACAGAGGUUUAUCUUCAGUGGCAUUGUCUCAUGUCAUGCUCAGGACAGAUUGUUCCAGCUCCAAGUCACCUUGUUUGGGAACAUGGUAUUCCCUCAGCGGGAAUAGCAUCAUGGCAGAGAAUAGAGUUCAUUCCAGUUUUAGUCUAACUGGCAUAGUGGUCCAAGGGCUCCUGGGGUAGACAGCAGGGCUUUGUGUGAUUAGUCUUGUGACCUGGGUGUCAGACUUUUUGGGGGGUCUAGAAGUCACCCUGAGAACCACCAGUGUUUUUUGGAGUAGCAUAAGUUGUUCUCUUCUUCACAUGGGGUGUCACAUAAUACCCCAAUGCUGUUCCAGAGAAGAUGUUGACUAGCUCCAGUUGCAAAAGAGCUUUGCACUCUAACCUGGCAUUACUGAGUGUUACAUUGUAAACAUUAAGUGGGUACCAUACAUGGUACAGAAACACACAGGGAAUUAAGGAAGUUUAGCAAGCAAAAAGGGAUGAACCCAUUGUAAAGUUGCAUCCACAGAUGUUCCUAUGAGUAGGGUGGUUCAGGAUCAGGUUUCUGCAGAAAGUCUCAGGAGCUCCAGAGGUGUUUCUCUCCUGUGGACUGAGUCCCUGUCAGUCUGAAUAAUGUAAAGUUUAGGAUUCCCAAAGCAUCUCCAAAUUGUUUCUCUCAAGGACACUGCUGCACAGUAGGGGGAAAAAAAUGGAAAGAGUAGAAAUUGUGUGGUCCUGGAAUGUUGAGUUUUAUGAUCCAGGCAGUGUUUCUGGAUGACUCAAGUGGAAACAGCUUUCCUUGCUCACCAGUCUUCAUUGCUAUUGAGAAAAGAAUUCCUCCCACGACACAGAGAGAGGAGGUGGAGUAACAUGCAGUUGCCAGAGCUCUACUGAAAAAGACAUUCAGGAAAUAGAUUAAGAUUUUAUCUUUGCUCCGGCCGCACCUGUGGCACAUGGAGUUUCCCAUGCUAGGGGUCCAAUCGGAGCUGUAGCUACCAGCCUAGGCCAGAGCCACAGCAAUAUGGGAUCCAAGGCUUGUCUGCGACCUACACCACAGCUCACAGCAACGCUGAAUCCUUAACCCACUGAGCAAGACCAGGGAUCAAACCGAAAACCUCAUGGUUCCUAGUUGGAUUCAUUAACCCACUGAGCUGUGACGGGAACUCCAAGAGAUUCAGAUUUUUAUGUGAAGCCAAUUUUUAUUAGAGCUUAACCGAGCUCCAUAGUUAGUAUACACUGAAUAGAACAUACCUAAAAUGUACAACUCGGUAAAUUUUAAUGUUUGUAAACCCAUCAAACCAUCAUCAUAACAAAUACCCAUCACUCUCAUUCCACAUGUCACCCAGGCAACUACUGUUGAUUUGCUUUUUUUCCACAAUUAAUGUCUAGAAAGACUUCUAAUAUCAUUGGAAUCUCAAUGUUCAUUUCUUAUAUUUAUCUUUGACAAUGCAGAAGUAUUUUGAGGAUCAUUUAAGCUACAAAUGUGAAUUGUUCAUUUUUUAAUUUAUGAACAAUACAGUUUGGAUAUACUACCAUUUGAUUGUUCAUCCACUCAUCUAUUAAUGUAUAGGGUUUUGUAGUUUUUUUUGACUUUUAAUUUUUAUAGCUGUACCUGUGGAAGU